AAUAGGUAGUAUAUUCAUAUUCUAAGUAAAGAGAACACUAUGAGAGUUCCGAAUAUAAAAAAGUUUUUUUUACUAUUGGUAAUGAGCUACUUAAGUGUGAAUUCGCUUCAAUUUUCUCUAGAAAAAACCUUGUUGUCGGUAAAGGAUAUAGGCAAGGCAGCAGCUAAAAAUAUCAAAAAUUUAUUGCCCACACCAAAAGAUAUAAUUGAAGAGAGUAAAAAGCUACUUAUUAGGUAUCCUCUUGAAUUUGUAAGCAAUACUAUUAAUGAAAUUUGUAUUGCCGCACUUUUCUCAGAAACAAUUGUUCCAAAAUUCACUCCUGACAUAAAUCUUCUUCAGUUUCAAUUGUGCACCGCAUGUAAUAAGUAUAAUUACCCUCUUUUAAAUGCGGAAGAUAUGUGUAGGAGUCCAGAGUUUGAUUCUAAGAAAAAGGUUGUCAUAUUUGCAACCGGCUGGGCCACUAAAGUUAAUGAUAGCAAGGCAAUCAAUGCACUGGCUAAGGCUUACAACUGUCGAGGCGAUGUGAAUUUUGUGGCUUUCGAUACGGCUAAUUUUGUGGAUACACUUUAUACAUGGUCAGCUUUAAACACUGAUGAGAUCGGUUUAAACUUGGCCAAAGGUUUGGUGAAGCUCUCUAAUAUUGUACCAGUGGAAAAUAUACAUCUGAUAGGUCAUAGCUUAGGUGCACAUAUUGUAGGAGCAGCUGGUCGUUACUUUCAGCAACUUAGUGGAAAACAAAUACCACGAAUUACUGGUUUAGAUCCAGCUAAACCUUGCUUUAAUGAGGGUGCAAGUCUCUCUGGCCUAAUGCGAGGUGAUGCUGACUUUAUAGAUAUCAUACAUAGCAGUCCUGGUAUACUUGGUAAACGUGAACCAAUGGGCGAUAUUGAUUUUUAUGCUGGUGGUUUGGAUCCGUUACCAAAGGGUUGCCUAUCUGUAAUGUGUGGUCACGAACGUGCAUGGAGAUAUUUUGCCGAAAGCGUUUAUCCUGGUAAUGAAGAAAAUUUUAUGGGUAAAAGGUGUACGUCGAUGAAACGCUUACGUGGAGGUAAAUGUCCAGGCGAUAAUGUCCCAAUGGGAUUUGCAGUUUCACACAAUGCUAAAGGAAAUUAUUUUUUGGAAAUCAAUGAUAAAGAGCCGUUUGGAAAAAAUGGAGAUAAAACUCAUAUGAAUUUGCAAAGAGAGUGUGGAUUAUGUACAAAUUAAACUAUCUUUUAAAAUUUUG
This is a messenger RNA of Teleopsis dalmanni, 1225 nucleotides long. RefSeq names its product vitellogenin-1-like. The transcript has 3 exons. Gene Ontology annotation, biological process: lipid metabolic process. The coding region runs from base 40 to 1206 and encodes 388 amino acids. Gene Ontology annotation, molecular function: lipase activity. The record is from RefSeq and is a predicted model, not a curated record. NCBI's taxonomy places the organism in Eukaryota, Metazoa, Arthropoda, Insecta, Diptera, Diopsidae.